AACUGUACGACCCGCCUUUGAAAAUGAAAUUUCUCAUCGUCUCAGCCCUAGUGGCGUGCGUCUGCGCAGACGUAUCACACAUUCUCAAGCCAGACGAGUCGCAGGCCAAGAUCCUGAAGCAGGAGCUCGACGUUGGCAGCGAGGGACAAUACAUCUGGUCUUAUGAGACCGACAACGGUAUCGCUGCGAGGGAACAGGGCGCUCUCAAGAACAUACCCGGAGCUGAGGUACCAGCUCAGGUAGCCCAAGGAGAAGCGAGAUGGACCGCUCCCGACGGCCAAGUCGUGCAGUUCCAGUACACAGCCGAUGAAAACGGCUACAAUGUUCAGGGUCCCUUCAUACCCACACCCCCUCCGAUCCCAGCGGAGAUUCUGCGUUCAAUCGAGUACAUUCGAGCGCAUCCACCCAAGGAGAACUAAUAACUAUAAAACGACCAAUGUUUCGCUCUUAAAACUAGAGCGAGACGACAUUAGUUUUAAACGCCCGAGACAAAAAGAGA
Molecule: messenger RNA, 499 nt
Organism: Vanessa atalanta (red admiral)
Lineage: Eukaryota; Metazoa; Arthropoda; Insecta; Lepidoptera; Nymphalidae
Gene: CPR6
Product: larval cuticle protein LCP-17-like
Exons: 4
Coding region: 24-419 (131 amino acids)
Cellular component (GO): chitin-based extracellular matrix
Molecular function (GO): structural constituent of chitin-based larval cuticle
Source: RefSeq, a predicted model, not a curated record